UCAACUUCAGGUACGUGAAGACCCCCGCGCCUAAUACAAUUCUCAAUCAUUUGCGUCCAUCUUUGUUUAUUCCGUUAAUUUUACAUCUGCUGGCCCUCAGAUUUUCACAACUUACUCACAUAUUCUUCCGGUUUACAGGUCCAUUUCCCCGCCACAUUCUCACCUGAACCGUCAAGAUGCGAUACAUUCACAGCUUAGAGACCUUGGAGAUUCCUGAGGGAGUCAAGGUCCACAUCAAGUCUCGUAACGUCACCGUCGAGGGCCCCCGAGGCAAGCUAUCUAAGGAUCUGAGCCACAUCGCUGUCAACUUCUCGCGGCCGAAGAAGAAUGUUAUUGGCAUUGAGAUUCACCACGGAUCGCGAAAGGAUGUCGCUACCCUACGAACUGUCCGAACCCUAAUCAACAACUUGGUCGUCGGUGUCACCAAGGGCUUCAAGUACAAGAUGCGUUACGUCUAUGCCCAUUUCCCCAUCAACGUCAACGUCGAGAAGAACGGCGAGACUGGCAACUUCGAAGUCGAGAUCCGAAACUUCAUCGGCGAGAAGCUCGUCCGAAGAGUCGUCAUGCAGCCCGGUGUCGAUGUCCAGAUCUCCACAGCACAGAAGGAUGAGCUCCUUCUCCUCGGCAACUCCCUCGAGGAUGUAUCUCAAAGUGCUGCCGACAUUCAACAGAUCUGCCGAGUCCGAAACAAGGAUAUCCGAAAGUUCUUGGACGGCAUGUACGUUUCCGAGAAGGGCAACGUCGUGGAUGACGCAUAAAUGGGGGGAUGGACACAAUGGUUUGUUUGCUUUCUGGGUCUCAAUACGGAGUCGCAGGGGUUCAUGUGCAUCACGUAGCAAAAUAGCUACGAAAAACGGAACCGAAUACUAAGAAUUCUGAGCAAAUGCUUUUCUUCAACGGUCCUCGUCUGAAUUAUGAGCUUGGGGCCAUGAUACCUCCUUAGAAUUCCCAUAGUAACUACGAAAAACGUGAAAUCCUUUCGAGGCGAAUAGUACAUACGACUAGGCUGCG
This is a messenger RNA of Annulohypoxylon maeteangense, 1011 nucleotides long. RefSeq names its product 60S ribosomal protein L9. The transcript is spliced from 5 exons. Gene Ontology annotation, molecular function: rRNA binding; structural constituent of ribosome. The record is from RefSeq and is a predicted model, not a curated record. Gene Ontology annotation, cellular component: ribosome; cytosolic large ribosomal subunit. Lineage: Eukaryota; Fungi; Ascomycota; Sordariomycetes; Xylariales; Hypoxylaceae. Gene Ontology annotation, biological process: cytoplasmic translation. The coding region runs from base 177 to 758 and encodes 193 amino acids.